Planococcus citri (citrus mealybug) is the source of this 5540-nucleotide messenger RNA. Its product is annotated as transcription factor MafB-like. Gene Ontology annotation, molecular function: DNA-binding transcription factor activity, RNA polymerase II-specific; RNA polymerase II cis-regulatory region sequence-specific DNA binding. Gene Ontology annotation, cellular component: nucleus. The coding region runs from base 331 to 1542 and encodes 403 amino acids. Gene Ontology annotation, biological process: regulation of transcription by RNA polymerase II. The transcript has a single exon. The record is from RefSeq and is a predicted model, not a curated record. Lineage: Eukaryota; Metazoa; Arthropoda; Insecta; Hemiptera; Pseudococcidae.
UCCCACGCAACUUGAAACUUCAAAGGCUCUCGCGUCGUAUGCAACAGAUUUUCAAUGAUUGCGAGAAGUAGACUCGUAUUGAUAUCCGUAAUUCCGUAUCGUUUCGUUAUAGCUUACGUUAUCGUAUCCUAUCGUAUGUGCGUUCUCCGGUAAUGUGACUGUUUCGAAGGAAUACCCCGUGGUAUUUAAUUAAAUUUUGUCUCGUAAUUUCAAACAUUUUAUUCGUAAUGCCGAUUUACUAAUUUUCGACGCGAAAACUGACCAUUUUUUCGAUUUUUUUCACGCGAUUGUAUACCUAUCUUACAACUUGUGCGCUUUAAUUUCGACAUAAUGAUCGGCGAAGAAUGUACAUUGGCGGACGAGUACGUUCAAGGAUUCGUGUUAGAUCAAUUCGAAGACGUUUCGAUUAAACGCGAAGAAAUGGCCAAUUUCGGGCACCCUCCUCCUCCUCCAAACACCAACCCGUCUUCAAAUACCAACUGUAACAACAACAACAAUAAUAAUAACAACAACAACGAGGAAGAAAUCAAUCAGAAUUCGGUUCAAACGAUACCUCCUCAAUUCCAAAGGCUACCUCCGAUGCCUCUGCCGAUCCCAUCCCCAAUGGUGAUCCAGUCACCUCCGCAUCAUUUACUCACACCUCCGGAGCACGACAACUACCAUCAUCACUCGCUGCAUCAUCAUCAUCAUCAUCAUAGCGUGGUAAAGGCAUCUUCGACUAAUCUAAUCAUGUAUCAAAACAUCCCCGGCACGCCGCCGGAUACGCCACCUGUGAGUAAUUCGCCCUCACCCCAGGCUGGAUACAUGGAACACCAGCCAAUGUAUCCUCAUAUUCAACCAGUGCCGAAAAAUCCCCCUUACAACGAUAUGAUCUGGCAACCUAUGAGCGACCGCCGCAACAGGCACGAGCCUCUGGACCUGCGGCCAAAUUGCAAUGGCGAUAGCGUGGCCGAAAUUCAGAACUGGAAUGUAAUGCAACAGCACACGCACACCUCGGUCAUCGCCAGCAACGGUAAGCGAUUUUUGCAUACCGACUAUAUUCACCAUCGCCACCAGCUCAUUCAAAAUCAAGCGUCUUCGCCGUUUGGCAAACCUUUGGUGUGCAAUAGCGGUUUGAUAUCGCCGGCGAGCACUUCGAGCAGGACGAAUAGCGUCAGUGGUCGUAGUACUAGUCGCAAUAACUUGAGUAAUGGAAACGAUUGUUCACUAGAUGACGACACCCUAGUCACAUUAUCAGUCAGGGAUUUGAAUUUACGUCUCAAGAGUUACCCUCGCGAAGAAGUAGUCAAGUUGAAGCAGAAACGCCGCACGUUGAAGAACCGAGGAUACGCUCAGAAUUGCCGCAGCAAACGAGUGCUGCAGAAAACCGAGCUCGAAAUGAAUAAUCGUAAAUUAGAGACCGAAAUUAAUACGUUGCAGAAUAAACUUCGAGAAACUAUGCAGGAGCUGGAGAUUUACAAACGUAGGUGCGAGAUGUUUAUGGUGGAGAAUUCCCAUCGUAACAGGAGGUCUGCAGUUCAUACUACCAAUGAGUACAUAUGAAAGGAAUGGUAUUCCCAAAUUGUUGACCCAUCAGAAGCUCGAGAAAGACCUUAACUUACCAUUUUUACGAUCAAUUGUAUCGAUUACCUUUCAGGUUCGUUCUGUUUGUAUAGUAUUAGUAUUUACAUAUUUGAAAUUGAUUCAGUAUUUUUCUCUUUUAUACCUACUAGAUAUGAACUUUCCCCAUUUUUUCCCCAAAUUUUAUUCAAAUAUUUUAUAUUCUAGGUUUCGUUUACAUGUACAAAUUUCAAUCUAUUCUACGUAGAUAGGUACCUACUUAAUAACUCAUUUCUUUUUUAAAUUUUGUACCCACAAUUUGUUCUCUAAUUUUUAAGUUUUAAAUUUACUCUUACUUAAAUUUUUACAUUGGAAUAUUAUUUCUGAUAUGUGCGGCGUGAAAAAGUGAUUGAGAAAGGGAUAAAUUAUCAAAUUUUGGCCAAAUAUGAGAAUCUAAUUUAUAGCUGGAUGAACUUAUUUCCAAUUUAUUCUAUUUAUCGACUGGCAAUUCUGUUCAGUAACGUGAUUUUCGAUUUUUUGAGAGGAAGGGGGGACAAAAAGGAAGAAUACAUUCGAAAUAAUCAUACACGUAUUCCAUAGCUAAACAAUGAAAAAAAUGAACACGUAGUUUCAUUCAUUUCCCACAGUCCAAUUGGCAAAAGGUGCAUCAGAAAUCAAAUUGGGAUGGAAUUUUUGUGACGCAAAGAAAUCAGUCGAUUUUCUGAGAAUAUCGGUGCAAAAUGUCAGAAAGGACGAAUUUUGGAUUUUUGAAGGGUACAAUAAAAUGGGUGAAGCAAAAAACUCUUAAUUUUUUGAGGGGCUCAAGCCCGAACAUUUUUUUUUGCAGGAUGGUACAAGGCAGUCCCCUCACUUCGAGUAUAAUUUUAGAUGUUCACUUCGGGUCACUAGUUUCACAAUUUGGCACUAAUAGUUCGCCUUGGGUGUGAUUUUUUGGACAUAUUCGACACAAAAAUGGUUACUAAGCGUUAUUAAGUUGGUCUGAAAAAAUUCUUUUAGGUCAAUUGAUCCAAAGUUCACAAAAGAAAAUGUUCAGUAGGCAGGCUGCAGUCGAAUUUCAAAAUCGCGCCAUCUCUUCAAAAGUGAUCUUGAAGCCUAUCAAAGUAGAACAAAAUUGCGCAAAAAAUUCAAUUAUUUCGACAAAAAUGGUUUUUUGUUGUUUUUUUUUUUUUGAAAAAAAGUCAUGCUACUUACAAUUAAUCAAAAUUCACAUUUUGGUAGAAAAUCAAAAUUCUUAAUCAGAACUUACUUUUUUGGAGUACUUUCAAGGAUUUUGAGCGAAAAAUUGGCCCAUGAUUCUUGGGAUUUUUGAAAAAAUGCCAUGCAAAGCUCCAACAUGAGUUGAAAUUUUGGCCUGAUGAUCAAAAAUUUUCUAUUUAGAGCACUUUUGAAGAAUUUUAAGCCCAAAACAGGGUAAUUAUUUUCAGAGUUUUUAAAAAAAGAUGUCAUGCAACUAGCAAAAAAAGUAAAAGUUACACGUUAUUUAAAUAAAAAAAAUUUGAAAUCUGAUCACAAAUUAAUGAAACGUUUCCAUAAUGUAGAAAAACGCAAAAAAUAGUAUUUGUAAAAAUUGAGACAAAUUUAGAGAUUAUUCGUACUUACAAAACCUUAGUCUCGAGAAUCACAAACCAUAUUUUAGCUCAAAAAUCUUCAAAUAUGUUUUUUACAAGUUUUGAUAAAAAUUGUUCAUUUUUUAACGAAAUCCUACCCCAUUAUGAAGGAUUGCGUGACACCUUUUUCAAAAAUUCCGAGAAAUUAUGACCCAAUUUUGUCAACAAAAAAUCUUCAAAAAUGUUUUUCAAAAGUUUUGAUAGAAAUCGUUCAUUUUUUGACGAAAUUUAUAACCCAUUAUGGAGGAUCGCGUAACACCUCCUUUAAAAAUCCCGGAAAAUCAUUACCCUAAUUUUGUCGACAAGAUUCUUCAAAAAUCUUCAAAAAUGUUUUUCAAAAGUUUUGAUAGAAAAUUUUCAUUUUUUGACGAAAUUAUAACCUAUUGUGAAGGAUUGCCUGACACCUUUUUUAAGAAUUCCGAAAAAUCAUGACCUACCCUAAUUUUGGCGACAAAACUCAUCAGAUGUGUCCCAAAAAAAGCGUUGAUUGCAUUUUUGAUUCACUCACAACUUUCCUGGCAUUUGACAUUUUCAAGAAGUGAUAGAAAUUUCAAAAUUAAAACGCAACAUGAAAUUUCCUCUUCAAGUGACCUAUUUUAAUGGGCCCCAUGAGACUUAUUCAUAACUACCCAGAAAAAUUGAUUCAAUUUUGGAUCCGAAAUUAUUCAAUAGUGCUCGAAAACCGUUUUGAUAAAAAAUUUGAAUUUAUUGGCGAAAUUUUAACCGAUUUUGAUAAAUUACAUGGGAACUUUUUCAAAAAAUCUCGAUAUUCAUGAUUCAGUUUUGGGCUCAAAAUUCUCUAAAAAUGCUUUUAAAAAUUUUUCGUUGAAAUAUUGGAAUUACUCACGAAAUUUCAACCUAUUUUGAUAGGUCACAAGGCCACUCUCGAAUAAUUCUACAUCAGUUCAUGUUUAGGUAACUUGACAUUGGAGGAAGCAUGACUUAAAAAUUCGACAACGCCUAAAUUGUGCUUGCCAUUUUUUGUGAACUUCCGUUCAACGGGCGUAGAACGAACUUCUUUUCCAUGAAUAUGAUUUUUUGCCUCCCCCCCCCCACUUUAAUGACACUUGCGUAACUAUUUUUGUGCUAAAUUUGCCCAAAAAUUACACUUGUGGGGUAUUAGCGCCUCAUUAUGCAACUAAACCUUUCAAAAAUUCUUAUAAAUGAGAAGAUAAAUUUGAAUAAAGAGUUGAAAAAUUUUUAAAAAUUGAUGGAAAAUUUUGAAAACUCAAGAAAUUUUAUUUGAUUGAAAAUACCAAGACACUUUCAAGACAAAUUCUGUCUUGUAUUUUUUGUUUCGUUAAUUGAUUUUCACUCAAAUUUUCCAAAGAUGAAUUUGUCAUUUACUCUCCUCCCCCUCACCCCACACAAAAAAUUGAUUAGAUGGUAAAAUGUCAAAAAAAAACUAAGUUUCUCAUACUUGGGAGGUUUUUUGAUAAUUAUUUUUUAAAAAUUGAAGUUUGACGAUGGGACUGGCUUUCGAUUACUUGUUUUACGAAUAUAACUUGAGAUAUUCUUUAUUCUUUCGAAAAAUCUCAAAAUAGCGUAAUACUAUACGAGUAAAUGAGCACAUGUUUGGCAACACGUUAUUUCAUAACUGGAAAUAAUGACCCUAAUUAAAAAUCGUAUCACUGUCUCGAUAAACUAAAAAGUUUAUUUAUCAAGCCUAAACGUGUACUUUGAUAUUUCGAUUUUGACUCAUUUCUCAGAUGCCACGAUGCUUUGUAAUCUCUUUACUUAAUAUGUAAAAACGUACCAACUCGUACGUAUUUACGAUAAAUAAACGCAGACCUAAAAUUCGCUCGUACCGAUUAAGUAAAUAACAUAAACCGUGGCAAUUGUCGUGACUUUUUUAAAUGAUUGUUAAGUAUAUUAUUAAGGCUGUAGUUUCUUUUUCCGAAACAUGUGGUUUUUUUUUACAUGCAUAAUGAAUGUUUACAGAAUUCAUCAUAAGUCCAGAAAAAAUUGUAUUUUAUUUUUUAAUACGUAAAAUAAUGUUUUAAGUAUGCAUAAGUAUUUUUUUUUAAUUUUGUAAUUUUUUUAUCGCCAAAUUUUUGAAAUAAAUUUUGAAUUUUCGUCAUUUUUAUUCAAAUGUUUGUAUAAGUUCAUUAAUAUUCCAACUGUAGUCUUGAUUAGAAAAUUGUCAUGUCAGACGUUCGAAUCAAAAUCAUGUUGUGCUUGGGUAUGUUUAUUUACGUCUCAGCGAAAUCAGUUUUGCUGUAGCGUGAUUUUGAUAAAUUAGAUAUCAUAGCUGAGUUGUGAAUAUUUUGUCUUAUUAUUAUCAAGUUUUCAUGAAUGAAUGUGUUAAACGACGAAACUAUCGUAAACUUCGUAGAUGAAAUUGAUUAAUAAAGCGAAUUUUUGAGAAUGCAA